AUGCAACUCAAGAACCUGUUCAACGCCUCAGUGAUCGGUGGUGCUGUCCUGGCGGCCGCUCACCCUGGGCAGCAUGAGGAGCGUGUGUCCCCGGAGGUUCAAGCUCUCAAAAGGGAUGUCCGCCACGGAUUGAAGAAGUGCUCGACUCGCUUGGAGCAGAGCGGCUUGCAAGCCCGCGCGAAAGCCCGCCGUAAGUCUGUAGUUGAGAUGUGCUGCCGGCAGCUCAUGGCCCGAGACACUAGCGCUGUCUUAAGUAAGUCUCACAACAUGACUGGUAGUGCUUCCCCAUCUUCUGCUGAGGAAAUUUCCAAAAGUUCGGACGAGAAAGUCUGCCUUCUCGGUCCGAGUCUGGAGGGAGAGACCGGGCCGUACUGGAUUCCCGGAGAAAGAAUCCGUUCGAAGUUGCGGGAAAGCGAGCCUGGAGUGCCGGUAAUUGUGGAACAGCAAUACAUCGAUGUCAAUACAUGCCAGCCCAUUCCGAAUCUCUACACUGAAAUCUGGCGUACCUUUUUGCGAGGUGCUCAGAAGACCAACGCGGAUGGUAUCGUCACCUUUGACACCCUGUUUCCUGGUCACUAUGACAGCCGGACAACCGACUACCACGACAUCGCUCGUUUCAACGCCGCGCCACUUCCGAACAACACCCUUACUGGUGGAACGAUCCCACAUAUCGCGCAAAUCUUUCUGGGACCAGGACAUUAUCAAUACCGUGGGAGUCGAUCCACCCGUACAACACGAACGACAUUCCUAUCAACCCCCAAUGCUAAGGAUCGAGUUGUCCGGCAGGAGACCGAAGGCACGGAUGCGGACCCGAUGUUGAACUACGCUUACUUGGGUGACAAAGUGGAAGACGGCCUAUUUGCAUGGAUUACUGUGGUAGUCAACGUCUCUGCUGUCCAGUACCCCUACUACACCAACGUUUGGACGGCCAGCGGUUGA
Aspergillus chevalieri is the source of this 939-nucleotide messenger RNA. RefSeq lists its product as uncharacterized. Lineage: Eukaryota; Fungi; Ascomycota; Eurotiomycetes; Eurotiales; Aspergillaceae. Gene Ontology annotation, molecular function: iron ion binding; oxidoreductase activity, acting on single donors with incorporation of molecular oxygen, incorporation of two atoms of oxygen. The record is from RefSeq and is a predicted model, not a curated record. The transcript is spliced from 2 exons. Bases 1 to 939 code for a protein of 312 amino acids.